UUGCCAUUUUUAAAUUUUUAAUUCAACGAUGGUUUGCCUACCUCGCCGACGAUCGUUGUUAUCGCUGUUUGUCGGUGUGCUGUUUGGAUGCUGUAUCAUUUCACUCAUCAAUCAAUCACAUCAACUGUUUCAUCAAUAUAAUGUUAUUUUAGCCGACAAUUUGAAAAUACAGACAGAUGCAAAUGAAACACAAAGGCAUCAAGAUCCGAUCCUUGUCGUGCCAGAAGAGAAAGCAGGAGACCUGUACAAUAAAGUGCGUGUCUUGUGCUGGAUACUAACAUCACCGGAGAAUCACAACACACGAGCUAAGGCCGUUAAAGAAACGUGGGGUAAACGAUGUAAUGUUAUCUUGUUCAUGAGCUCAGCUAACGAUUCAACGUUGCCGUCCAUUGAAUUGGCCGUGCGAGAAGGCCGUAACGGCUUGUGGGGUAAGACAAGGGAAGCAUUCCGUUACGCGUGGGAUCGAUAUCAAGAUGAAGUUGAUUGGUUCCUCAAAGCUGACGAUGACACGUACGUUAUUGUUGAAAAUCUGCGUUAUUUUCUGUCGGCCUUCAACACGUCGAAACCCUUAUGGUUUGGCCAUAAGUUUAAGGCUAUUGUGAAAUCAGGGUAUUUUAGCGGUGGGGCUGGGUACGUUCUCAGUAGAGAAGCAACAAGGAGAUUCGUUAAGGAAGGGUAUUUUAACGCGUUGCUAUGCCGACAUGAUCACGAAGGCGCAGAAGAUGCCGAAAUGGGCAAAUGUAUGGAGAAGCUAAACGUCUCUACCAUGGAUUCCAGGGACUCAAGAGGAAGAGGCAGGUUCCAUCCAUUCGUGCCCAAUAGCGUUUACUUCCCCGGUGAAAUCACGGAAAGUUAUUGGUAUUGGAAAAACAUUUACUACCCCCCUACAAAGGAACGCGAUUGCUGUUCGGACAGCACCAUCUCUUUCCACUACGUCGAUACGAAAAUGAUGUACUUACUUGACCUGUUCCUCUAUCAAAUUCGACCAUUCGGAAUGGUAGAGCAAAGACCUGCCACUCCCGAACCACCACCCGAUUUGGAAUUGACUGCAAGUCCGUGGUUUGCCCCGAACGAAACAACGAUCGUACCUACGACCAGCACGUCUACCACGACUACUGCACCCAACAUAACAGAAGCUCGGCAUUCUCAGCAGACGCAUCAACAAUUACUCGAUUACUUGCUGAGUCAGCUACGUCCUUACGGAAUCGUAGACGGUAAUGAAACCACAACGACUACGACACCGAGUCCUAUGGUUAUCACGGGGAUCGUCGACGCCCAGCAGUUAGAAUACUUGCGCCAGUACGUACUGGAUCAACUUCAGCCAUUUGGAAUAAUCGAUCCUAACGAGGUGGCCAUGAUCACUUCUACUACUUCAUCCAUCCCUGUAGUGGCAAAUACGAUGGAUCAUCUUCCCAACAUGGACGCCAAAACUCUCUUGAUGCAAAUGCUGCGUUCGCUGGAAAAAAUUCAAAGUGAUGCAAAUACCAUACCCAUAUCGUAAAGAAGUUUGGUGAUAUUAAAAUCGGAUUAUUUUACAAA
This is a messenger RNA of Daphnia carinata, 1539 nucleotides long. Its product is annotated as glycoprotein-N-acetylgalactosamine 3-beta-galactosyltransferase 1-like. The record is from RefSeq and is a predicted model, not a curated record. NCBI's taxonomy places the organism in Eukaryota, Metazoa, Arthropoda, Branchiopoda, Diplostraca, Daphniidae. Gene Ontology annotation, molecular function: N-acetylgalactosaminide beta-1,3-galactosyltransferase activity. The coding region runs from base 29 to 1501 and encodes 490 amino acids. Gene Ontology annotation, cellular component: membrane. The transcript has 9 exons.